UAUUUGGAAAAUAAUCACUUGUGGAAAAUAUGUUGCCAACACGAAAAUCAUUUAAUCCUCAUUUGGAAGUUCUUUCAUUUUGAGAAAAAAGCACAUUUAUUAUUAUAUAUAUGAAUAUGAAUGAAUGAAAGUAUCUCAUAUUUCAUUCUCAUUUUUCUCAAAGUUUAGCACAAUGUCUGAGAUGAAUGAACCAAAUUCAGAGAAAGUUUGUGAAACUAUUGCUGAACCAAAUUCAGAGAAAGUUUGUGAAACUAGUGCCGAGUCUCCGACUACACCAGUUGGAAAACAACCAGAAGAAGCUGAACCAAAAAGUGGUGAAAGAAUCAAAGCUACAAGACACCCUAGAUGGACAAGACAAGAAACGCUUGUUCUAAUUGAGGCAAAGAAAGUGAUUGAAAAUGGAGAUCAAGUUUGUAGAUACAGAUCAUCAACAUCAGGGUUGGUUCAAACUGAUCCGAAAUGGGAUUUGGUUUCAUCAUUGUGUCAACAACAUGGUGUCAAAAGAGGUGCUGUUCAGUGUAGGAAAAGAUGGGGAAAUCUUCUAACUGAUUUCAGGAAGAUCAAGAAAUGGGAGACAAGUAUUAAAAAUGAGUCUGAGUCUUUUUGGAUAAUGAGAAAUGAUGUGAGGAAAGAAAAUAAAUUGCCUGGUUUCUUUGAUUCUGUUGUGUACAAUGUAUUGGAUGGAGGGGUUUGCACUGCUGCUGCAUUUCCACUGACACUGAUCAAAACGAUGCCGAGAGCAGCAGAGAAUGGUGAUCAAGUUGAAGGUGUGGCGGCGAUAGAGCAAGGUAAUAAAGAGGAUGAAAUUGAGGAGGAUGAGGAUGAGGCUAUUGUUGAUAGUGAAAAAAUGGGUUGGAGCACUGAGGAGGAAAACAUGGAUACAAACACAAAUGGAAAUAUGGUUAACAGUCCAUUCAAAACACCAAAUGCUAAGAAAAUUAGCAUUGGAGGAACUCUGAAAAUGACACCAAUUAUACUGCCUAGUUCAACAGAGAGGCAACAACAACCAUUUUUCCAAGGGAACUACGAUCCAGGGUGUCAGAGAGAAGCUUUGUUCAAUGAGGGAUACAAAAGAAAGCGAUUAUCCCCAGGUGAUUCUGAAGAGACCACAGAUUUUAAUGAAGAUGUCAUCAAAGUGCUAAGAAGAAAUAGUAACAUACUGAAAGCUCACCUUGGAGCUCAGAACAUCAAUUCCCAAUUGGCCAGAGACCAGCAGAAACAGCACACAGAUAGCUUGGUUUCAGCCCUUGGAAGGCUUACUGAUGCUAUCACAAAAAUUGCAGACAAGAUGUAAAACAAUUCAGAAGAAAAUGAAGUAUUCUUCAGGGCAAUCAGGCAUAGUAUCCGUGGACAAGGAUUUUUUAAUCACUUAAAUUUGGCACUUUAGUUUUUGUUAUCAAUUAUUCUCUUUAAGUAGUUUUUUUGCUGCACAUUGUUUCAUUUUGGUGAAAAAUUCUCUUCAUAUACAUUUGUUUUAUGAAAUUGAUGUUUAUUCUUUCAA
Messenger RNA from Trifolium pratense (red clover), 1501 nucleotides. RefSeq names its product trihelix transcription factor ASR3-like. The transcript has 3 exons. Lineage: Eukaryota; Viridiplantae; Streptophyta; Magnoliopsida; Fabales; Fabaceae. Bases 125 to 1294 code for a protein of 389 amino acids. The record is from RefSeq and is a predicted model, not a curated record.